Molecule: messenger RNA, 3939 nt
Organism: Closterium sp. NIES-65
Lineage: Eukaryota; Viridiplantae; Streptophyta; Zygnematophyceae; Desmidiales; Closteriaceae
Source: the annotation of a GenBank genome assembly
AUGCCCUUCUGCGCCGUCCCCGCGCCGCCCAUGUGGCCGGCGUUUGCGCAGGUGCCGCCGAAUGCGGCCAGAGCAGCCGCUCCGCCCGGGGUAACACCUGGAACGGCAACCUACCCCGGAUGGAGCCUGUUGCUGGAGGAGGCGGUGUCGCCCGUGGGGUGGCAGGCCAACUCGUCGCUGCUGCUGCUGCUGCCGCAGUGCCGCGGGAAUAUGCGCGGCUUCACGGUCAACGCGACGCUUGCCGAUGCUAUCACGCUCCCCGUCCGAGUGGAGUGCGUAGAUGUAGACACGGUGUGGCGGGACACGCAAACGGAUAUCGACUCAGAAGUGUAUGCAGGCCACUAUCAGGCGAAUCCUGAGCAAGCCACUAACGCGUACACAGCAGCCUUUGACUUCCAGGACACGGGCCCGACUCGUUAUAACCCUGUGAUUCAGUAUAACUCGUCGUACAACAACGCCAGUAUCGGCGGCACCCCCGCCACGCUCCUCCGCUUCGCUCGCCUCCUUAACCUCGCCUCAAACGCGUUUAUCAAGUCCUUCCAUGGCGGGGAUGAACUAAACACUGCUUCUGCACCAGCAACAGCACCAACACCAGCAGUAGCACCGGCAGAGAUUCCUUUGCUAUUUGUCAAAGACUUUCCAAAAGUGGAAACCACGUUGGGCGUGGACUUUGUAUCGCUCCUCGGCCCUCUCUUUUACAUGUGGGUGCUGCAGCUGCUCCUGCCAGUGAUGACCGUGGCACUGGUGUACGAGAAGGAGCAGCAGCUGAGGAUAAUGAUGCGCAUGCAUGGGCUCAAGGACGGGCCGUACUGGCUCGUCUCGUACCUCUACUUCCUCCUGCUCUCCCUCGCCUAUAUCUUCUUCCUUGUCGCCUUCGGCUCGCUCAUCCGUACGUUCCCCCUCUCCCCCUCUCCCCCCUCGUACUCACCCCGUGCACUGCAUGCCAACACUCUUCACUUCCUCCUGCUCUCCCUCGCCUAUAUCUUCUUCCUUGUCGCCUUUGGCUCGCUUAUCCAGCUCGAAUCCUUCACGCUCAACCCAUACGGACUACAAUUUCUCCUCUACAUCGUGCCAGCCAACACACAAAUCUUAUACUCAUCCCUUCCCCAUUCACCCACCCUCCCACCUUCUCCCGCAGAGCUGAAGUGCUUCACCCUGAACCCCUACGGCCUACAGCUCCUCCUCUACAUCGUGAGCGCCAACACACAGAUCGCACUCGCCAUGCUGCUCUCUACAGCCUUCGCCCACACGCGCCCCGCCACCGCCACCACCUACCUCUACGUCUUCACAUCAGCGCUCCUCGGCCAGUUCCUCUACCGCAAUCUGCUUGAGUCCGGCUCCUACUCUAGUGAGUAUCGCGGAAUUCCUUCCUUUUCUUUGGCGCCUUGCCACACGCACCCCCCCACCGCCGCCACCUACCUCUACGUCUUCACCUCUGCACUGCUCGGCCAGUUCCUCUACCGCAAUCUGCUUGAGUCCGGCUCCUACUCUAGUGAGUAUCGUGGAAUUCCUUCCUUUUCUUUGGCGCCUUGCCACACGCACCCCCCCACCGCCGCCACCUACCUCUACGUCUUCACCUCUGCACUGCUCGGCCAGUUCCUCUAUCGCAAUCUGCUCGAGUCCGGCUCUUACUCCAGUGAGUAUCGCCAUCCCAUGGCCAGGGAUGAGGUGAGUACAGGGCCCUUCUCUGGUGGUGACACGAAUUUUUUGUCGGCUAGAAAAAAUGAGUCGUGCUCUGACUCAACCACAUUCAUGACUGCUCUACAGCUCUUCCCAGCGGUCAUGCUCAACCACGGGGUAUACGACCACAUUCAUGACUGCUCUACAGCUCUUCCCAGCGGUCAUGCUCAACAACGGGCCACAUUCAUGACUGCACUGCAACUCUUCCCAGCGUUCGCACUCUACCACGGGGUAUACGAGUUAACUCAGUCGUCUUUAAUAGGCUCCUACCAGGCCUCUCAGGGCACACUCACCUGGGCCACCGCCGCCACCAAUGGCUACCUGACAGCUGUCGCGAUCCAGGCCGUCGAAUGGCUGGUGUUCCUGCUGCUCGCGAUCUACCUGGAUCAGGUGGUUUCGGCGGGUAGUGGGGUGAGGAAGCAUCCUCUCUUCUUCCUCCGCGGGUGCAAGAGCGGCUGCCGGAAGCUUCUUGGCUCGCUUAAGAAGGUGCUGCAAAGCUGCAGGCUUGGAGGGGACGCCCGGGUGCAUGCGGCCUUCCAGGAAGGUUCCUGGAGAAAUGAAGAAGGAAAGGAGUGGAAAGCAGGGGCGGCGGAGAGUGGGAAGGCGGAGUGGGGGGAAGGGGAGGUGGGAGGAGGUGUUGUGGGCGCGGGGCAUGGGACAGACGUGGGGGAAGAAAAGGAGAAGGCGAAAGGGUGUUUGGACCGAUUUGAUGUGGAUCUAGAGUCGCUCGAGGGGAGUGGCAUGCUGGGGCCGAACGGGGCGUGGGAGGAGUGCUUGGGACUCAACCAUCUCUCCUCUCUCCUCCCACCACCCUCCCUCUGCCCCUUGUCCAUCCCCCCCCCGCAGAAGCGCAAAGUGCAGCAUCUCCUGCACACCGGCACCACACCCGACCCCUCAGCACACCACAGCAUUCUCUGUGCCGGCCUCUCCAAGGUCUACCCCAGCAGGGACGGCGGGGCGCCCAAGGAGGCAGUAGCCGGCAUGUGGCUGGGGGUGGCGCGAGGGGAGUGCCUGGGCGUGCUAGGGCCGAACGGGGCGGGCAAGACAACAGCGCUGCGCAUGAUGAUGGGGUUUUUGCAGCCCAGUGGGGGGACGGCGAUUAUCGAGGGCAUGGGGAUUGCCGAGGAGAUGGACAGCAUCUAUUCGAUCAUGGGCGUGGCGUGCUUGGGCACUCUGGGGGCGAAUGGGGCGGGCAAGACGACGGCACUGCGGAUGAUGAUGGGGUUCCUGCAGCCCAGUGGGGACACGGCGGCUAUCAAAGGCAUGGGGAUUGCGGAGGAGAUGGACUGGAUUUACUCCACCAUGGGCGUGUGCCCGCAGCACGAUUCAUCCCUUUUCUCCCCUUUCCUUCCCCCUCACCCCUCCCUCGUUCCUAUCCUCUCCCCCCUCUUCCAGCCUCCUAUGGGAGCAGCUGACCGGUCGAGACCACCUUCUCUUCUACGGGCGGCUCAAGAAUUUGCAUCACUCUCAGCAGCCGUAGAGGCAUCCUUAUCAGGAGGGCACCAACUGAGAGAGGCAGACAAGCCAGUGCAGCAGUACAGUGGCUGCAUGAAGCAGCGGCGCCUUCUAUGGGAGCAGCUGACCGGUCGGGAGCACCUCAUGUUCUACGGGCGGCUGAAGAACCUGCGAGGCUCAGCACUAACAUCAGCCGUGGAGGCCUCCUUAUCAGGGGUCCACCUCCUGAAAGAGGCCGACAAGCCAGUGCAGCAGUACAGCGGCGGCAUGAAGCGGCGCCUGUCGGUUGCUAUAUCGCUUAUCGGAGACCCUCUUGUGGUGUACAUGGACGAGCCCAGCACGGGGCUCGACCCCUCGUCCAGGAUGCACCUGUGGAACGUGGUGAAGCGGGCAAAGAAGCACUGUGCAAUCGUGCUCACGACUCACUCAAUGGAGGAAGCAGACGCACUGUGUGACCGGAUGGGCAUAUUCGUGCGGGGGGAGUUCGUUUGUAUAGGAAGUGCACAGGAGCUCACAGCACGGUACGGGGGUCGCUUCAUCUUCACCCUCACCACUCCCGUGGACUAUGAAGCUGCAGCUGCACGGCUGGCACUGUCCCUGUCUGUCAACGCUAGGAGAAUAUACAACCUAUCGGGCACCCAAAAGUUUGAGCUGCCCGUGGAAGAUGUGAGGAUAUCUGACGUUUUUGCAGCAGUGCAAGCAGCCAAGGGGACCAUGCCCAUACAGGCAUGGGGACUAACCAACUCUACCUUAGAGGACGUGUUUAUUAAAGUGGCCAAGCAGGCCCAUGCUAAUGUGGUAUAA